Molecule: messenger RNA, 2196 nt
Organism: Colletotrichum gloeosporioides
Lineage: Eukaryota; Fungi; Ascomycota; Sordariomycetes; Glomerellales; Glomerellaceae
Product: Aurofusarin cluster transcription factor aurR2
Exons: 4
Coding region: 1-2196 (731 amino acids)
Biological process (GO): DNA-templated transcription; regulation of DNA-templated transcription
Molecular function (GO): DNA binding; zinc ion binding; DNA-binding transcription factor activity, RNA polymerase II-specific
Source: RefSeq, a predicted model, not a curated record
AUGAGCACCACCUCGAGCCAGCACAAGAGCCCGCGGGUUCUGGCUUGCGUGCUCUGCCAACAUCGCAAGAUCAAAUGCGACCGCAAUACCCCAUGCUCCAACUGUAUCAAGGCCAAUGUCACAUGCACUCCCUCCACACCAGCUCCUGCGCGCAAGAGACGGAGGCCAAAUCAGGACUUGCAGGAGAGGUUGGCCAGGUGUGAAGCUCUGUUGAAGCAGUAUGCCACGACCGGUUCAACGACGCCUCCCGCCGGCCCUCCCACCGUCUCGAGCAUUCUUUCUCCCUCAACCCAACCCACCCCCUCUUCAACAGCAGGUCCGUCCCCAAGUAUAACGCAGCUGCCAUUGCCCACAGGCACAGCCUCGAUUAUCGACGACAUUGGCUCGCCUGCGACCUCACAAUGGAAGCCAGCCGGCAAGGUAGUCGUAGAAGAUGGCAGCGUCAGGUUUAUGGACAGCUAUCUGUGGGCUACCGUUCAUGAUCAGUUGACAGCUAUGCGACAAAUCAUCGAAGCAGAAGAGGAGGAGCAGAGUGUUCUCGGUUCCGACGCCGUUACCCCCGACGACAACGUGGAUCUCUUGCUCAACGACUUUGCUGCCAUCGACCUCGAGGACGUCACUCCGUCGCCUGUUCAGAUCUUCAGACUUUGGCAGGUCUUUUUGGAGCGGGUCAACCCCAUCACCAAACUCAUCCACGUCCCCAGUCUGCAGCCCUUAGUAGUCGAAGCGGCAGCAAACCACUCUAAUGUCGCCAACAACGCCCAGGCACUGUUGUUCUCCAUCUACCUCGUCGCGACCCUUACCAUGACCGAAGCCGAAGCCAGGCAGAUGCUCGACUCUUCCAAGGAGGAUGCGCUGAAGAAGUUCACCGCGGGUGUCAAGGCAGCGCUGACCAAGGUCAACUUCCUCAAGAACCACGACAUGAUGACUUUGCAGUCUCUUAUUCUCUACCUAGUCUCUCUCCAAGGCCGCUACAACCGCCACGCCGCCUGGGUGCUGAGCGGUGUGUUAAUACGAAUUGCGCAAAAGAUGGGUCUGCACCGUGAUGGAGACUCGCUCAACCUCACCCCAUACGAAACCGAAAUGCGACGGAGGCUCUGGUGGCAGAUCAUCAUGCUGGACACCAAGUAUGCGAUGGUCUCUGGAUUUUGCGACACGCUACUGCCGUGGAACUGGGAUACGAAAACGCCGCAAAACGUGAACGACGCCGAUCUUUUCCCCGGCUCGACGGAGCCCGUUCAGCCCCGAGAAGGCCCCACCGAGAUGGCUUUCUGCCUGCUCCUGUACGAGGUUGGCCGAUUCAUCGUCGAGAACCGAAUUCCCGACUUCGAGGCAGUCGUGCUGGGCGCCAUGGAGAACGAGUCUCCCGAGUCUCAGGCGACCAACCUUGCGACAUUGGCCAAGUACCGCACACUCGUCGACAAUCUCGAUUCGAAGCUCAUUGCCCUCGAGAAGAAAUACUGCGAUCCUUUGGCAGGCAACAUUCACAUUGUGGCAACCAAGAUCCGUUCUAUGAUCAUUGACAAGAUGCGAACGAUGAUGAUUCCGAUGCGCGAGCUACCGGAAUGGGGCACCGAGAUCUUCAAUGUGCAAGAUAACAUGUUCAGGAUAUCCCUGAUGCACCACGAACACAACGUCGAGCUCUAUGAGUUUAUGGAGAACACUGGGUUCGUGUGGUUUUUCAAGCUGCACUUCCAGAUUGACGUGUUCAUCGUCAUGGCCGGACAGCUCUACAAGCGACCUACGGGCAGACUUGCAGACCGCGCUUGGAAGGUUAUUGACAGGGUGUACCAGUUCCACGAGGAGCUGUGGGACAUGUCAAGGAAGGAGAAUGUGCAGCUGGGCAUUUACAUGCUCAAGGCGUGGAGGGCACGAGAGAGAUCCUUGGUACAGCUUGGCAUGCCCUACGAGACACCCCUGGCAGUACCCCGACUGCAGGACAUUGUACCGCAGUCGAACUCGGAGGUAUCAUCAGCAGGACCGUCCCCCGCCCAGCCGAUGAAGAUGGAGGUUCCUCCACGACAAGAUCAGCCCAUGGACCAAUAUCUGGGCAACUUCCUCGAUACGACGAAUUUCUACGAUUUGGACAUGUGGGCGGACCUGGGUGUUCCCAACGGUAACAUGAAUCAGCAGUCCGCGGCGAACAUGUUUGGGACAUUUGGCAACUUUGGUGCACCACCGACGGGUAGAUGGUAA